Messenger RNA from Acinonyx jubatus (cheetah), 13163 nucleotides. RefSeq names its product neuropeptide Y receptor Y1 (gene NPY1R). Gene Ontology annotation, biological process: G protein-coupled receptor signaling pathway. NCBI's taxonomy places the organism in Eukaryota, Metazoa, Chordata, Mammalia, Carnivora, Felidae. Gene Ontology annotation, cellular component: neuron projection; plasma membrane. The record is from RefSeq and is a predicted model, not a curated record. The coding region runs from base 10768 to 11916 and encodes 382 amino acids. The transcript has 5 exons. Gene Ontology annotation, molecular function: neuropeptide binding; neuropeptide Y receptor activity.
CAAAACUUAGCCCUCUGUUUCUCCUUAAUGUGAUUCCCAUCCUCAGUGUUUCCCAAUCUGUAGUGCAGGUUGGCCUUAUUUUUGUCAGUCAUUAGUUGGCAGGUAUUUUAGGCUUCUCUGCCCGGUGUGCGUGCGUGUGCAUGUGUGUGUGCGUGUACGUGUGCGUGUAAGAGGCAGGGAGUGGCGAGAGAGAGGGAUGGAAAGACACACUGGAGAAGGAGAUUGGAGGUAGAGAUCCCUAUGUUUUUGACCAUGGCCUUGCAGGAGGAAGAUUGUAUUUGUUGUAUAUUUCAAAACUGAAAAUGAUUAUGUGGCAAUCAUAGCAUCAAGUGCUUGGUGUUUGGUGCAAUCCAAUGGGACAGACAUUCUGUAAACUGGAGAGGACCAUGUCUCUUGGGAGCAAGGCGAUUUGUAAAUGUAAUUUCUGGGGGCAGCAAACCCUAGUGGUUUCCCUAGAAGUCUACCAAAAUUCUUGUGCCUCUUCUCUGCUGAAUUUUAACAUAUGACACCCAAGGGAUCUAUACAUUGUCAUUGUGUCAGCUAGAAAGGCAUCCAAGAGCUUUUAAAUACCUCAGACAAAUCCAGUUCCUAUUUCAUUCUUUUCUGUUUUAUUUCUAGAAUGCUAGUACGUUCUCCCCAAAUGCUUGACAGAAUAGUCAGUCUGAGCAGGCCCAUUGGAUCCUGCAGUCGGUGAGCUGAGGGAUGGUAAUGUCAACAAGGGGGGACUGGUGAGAAAACAAAGUUUGGUUCUUAGACUUUCUUAACUCCAACAUCUGCAUGGUUACUGCACUACACAUUGCCACAUAAAUGUCUGUGCUUCCAUCUGUUGCACGGUUAUAAUACAUACCUACUUCAAAUAUGCAUUGUCUUUAAAACAACUUCUAAAUGAACUCCAUUGUGACUAUCUUCUAAAAUAUUAGUCUAUGGUGCAAGCUUUUGUAUGUUAAAAAUACAAGAUGGAUUUUAUUGUUUUCUUUUCCACUAAUUUGUUUUUUUUUUAUAAUAUCAACCCUUAGGUUGAAGUAAUUGUUAUUAUUAGACUAUUAAAAAUAAAAGGCCAACAUGUGAUUGAGAUGGAGAUUUUGAUUAACCCACCAUUCCUUUCCCACUGCACACACAAACAUGUGAGCCUCAAAAAGGGAGUCAGAAUCUCUUCUUUAAAUACACAUUCAACAUACAUGGAAUAAACAAAUUAUUAAGAAUCUUUUUUUUUCCUAAGAUACUGUCAACUUGAAAUUCCAACAGUAUGCUACAUAAAGAGGAAGAUAUGAAGAUCAGUGUGCUUUUAUCUUCAAAUUUCCCAGGAGGGAUUCAAAACUAAUCAUCAUCACUCUUUGCAGACCAUAAUAAGUAAUUUUGUUCCUAUUUUAUGGAGUCAAUUGAAGCAGGUAAAGUACUACCUCUGGGAACACAGAUAGUAAUGUCCACUUCUGCUCUAUAUAUUUUUGCUACUCACUAUUUAUAAAAUACUCAUUUGGGAAAUUAAGUUGGAUUUUAUGCGUGCUACGAAAUUAAACUGGGUGUUUUCCAGUUCUCAUGGUUCUUCAUCAGUUAUGAAAAAAAGCAUAUCUCUAAAGGUGAAAGUUAAAAUCACUCGGACUCCUAAGACAAAUUAUUGAAUAAUAAAACACUCUCCAAACAAUGCUUGGAGUGACAUUUCUCUGAGGAACAUGUCUGUUGUUUUUGUCAAAGUUAUUGCUGUAUUUUAAUAACAGGGACCAUUUGUGAAGGAUGAAUACUAAAGUGCUUUAACAUAAUCUCAAAUGAUAUGUAAUGUUGAUAUAUAGGAAUAUAUAGGAAUAGUGGUGACAAAUAAAGUAGAAAAAUAGUGUUACUUUAUGUGAUGCAUUUUUUUUUCUGUGAAGAUUUUUGUUACAUUCAUGAAGAAUGUUACAUUCAUAAAGAACAUUUCUUUUGCCACUGUUUCUAUCAUGGUAAAUUUAAAUCCUUAAUUCCUAAAAGAUGUGGGAAGGGCCAUUUCUGGGUAUUACCAAAAAUGUUUUUGUGAUGCUGACUGAUGCAUUGAUUUCUUUGGAAUUGUAAUAGUUUGUCAUAUAAUCAAUACUUAGGACUUAAAACAAGAAACUAACAUAAUUGUGAAAUACAGGCAAUUGUUUUAAGGAACGAAAACAAAAAAAAUAUUAACCCAAAAUUUUGAGUGCAUAGAGCCAUUUUCCCAGAUAAUUCGAUGAUAAUUUUGAGGUCCUAAGGGGGCACUAUAAGCACAUAAUUGCCUUCUUCUGACAAGCACUGUGCUACUUAAGCAACACUUUAUCUUUCCUUUUGAUUUUCUAACGAUUAAAUCAUUAAGCAUAAAAUAGUGACUGAUUUCCAAACAAGAUGUAUGGUUCUUUUUUUAAAAUAAAUUUGCCAUGUUAAAAAUACAUAAACACAUAUAUGUGAUACACAUAUAUGUAGUUACACAAUCACAAAUCACAAAUCACAAAUGUAUUUGUAUAAUGGACACAACCAGAACACCUGGAUUUCAUCCAGGUUUUAUUCCAAAUUACUGGCCGGGCUUUAGACGAAACACUUGACCUUUUUAGUCUUCACUUUCUUUGUAAAAUGAAAUGCUUUGACUAGUAGAUAUGGAAUCCCCUUUGAGCUCUGACUACCUAUGACUUUAUGCCAUUAAGAGGUAUGCAUUAUAGACAUAUGUGUAGAAAAAGACACUUUUUCGAUCUUCAGAAAAAUUUUAUGGUCAUAGAAAUUGUUUCUCUCCUCUCCAUAUUAGAAAAAAAGAAGAAGAAAAUACUGUUGAUAGUUUUCCAUUAUACUGGCACAUUCUCUUCCCUGAAGCUAUAAUAACUAUAUAAUGAUACUUGAUACAUUCUUAUUAAAAAAUGUGGAUGUCUUACAUAUGAACAAAUGAUUUUUUUUUUUCUUGGAGAGAGAGAGAGACAGAGUGUGAAUGGGGGAGGAGCAGAGAGAGAGAGAGGGAGACAGAAUUGGAAGCAGGCUCCAGCCUCUGAGCUGUCAGCACAGAGCCCGACGCAGGGUUCGAACCCAUGAACUGUGAGAUCAUGACCUGAGCGGAAGUCAGGCACUUAGCCAACUGAGCCACCUAGGUGCCCCAACAAAUGAUUCUUUAUCUAAUUAUAUCAUUUUAAAAAUUUCAGCACAAGAUACAGAAAAGAAGAAGAAGACAUAAUAUUUCUAUCAUGUAAAUCCAUAUAUAGGCCAUAUAUUCUUCCCUUCUGUAAAUCAAAACAAAAAGUGGUGGUGUUGAUAAGCUCCCCCCAAUAUUGCUUUUUAAUAUAAAUUUCCAUUUCUUAGCUAAAUUUUCAUGGUUAGUAUUUUAAAUCAUACUUACAAGUUUAAAUAUAGCUUUACUAUAUUUAAAUGGAAAUGAAAGAGAAAUGGUUUGUUUUUGAUAUGUUGGUUUGUUUUGAAUAGUCUUUAAAAAGAAUGUUUAGAGAAGUGCUCAAAGCAAAAGCCCAGAAUCAAAAGUUGAUUAAAUGGCGGUUAAAUGAUAUGCUCUUCAAAAAUGUAUCUGUUGCCAUAUUCUUACUCUUAUCACGCUCACAGGUACUUCAGCUUUUAAAAGUAUAUUAUUCAGCAAGUAGAAAAAGUUAUGAGACAUUUUCAUUACAUAUUAUAUGCAUUUUUAAAGGCAGUAGGAUUCAUUUUUCAAGCUUACACUUAAUGGGGAAAGCAGAAUCAAUACAUAAAAAAAUAAAGAAUAUGAGAAGAAUCAAGACAAGUAUACAGUAAGAUAUAUAUGUAUAAAAUAUAUAAUAUUUACAGAUAUGUAAAGUAUAUGUAUACAUGUAAUAUGUGUAUGUAUAAAAAUAGCAAUAAUCCACCAUAACUAAAAUGCCCAAGACAUUUUUAAAUGUUUGAGAUGAACAAAUGGGUUUGGUUUGUGAUGUUCAUAGUUUGCGUUAUCCUACUUUAUUCCUUGUUCUUCAGCCCUUCAGGAGAACUUUUGUCAGUAUCUUAUGAUACACCAGAUAGAAUUCUGGGCUGUGCGUUUAAGGAGAUGAAAAGAGUAGCCACUACCUUCCAGAAAUGUGUGCAAAUAAAUAAUUAAUUACAUAUAGCGUACUAAAUUCUGUGUUAGAAAUAAACUUAGAGUCCUGCCGGAAUAUAAAUAAGACACAUUCAGCGUAUGGGGGCAUUUGGGGGAGAUUGAGAGAUAUAAAAGAGGGCUUCAUAGUAGACGAGAUCCUUGAACUGAAGCUUGAGGAGGAAUUGAUGAAAGUUAAAGCUCCAAAUGGCAGGGAUGGGCAAGUAAGAAGUGGGGAAAUAGCGUCAAGGUGAGAGAGGGUGUUCCAGUUGGAGAAAUACAAAUAGUUCAGUAUGCCUGAGUGUGUGGGAAGUGGUGGAGGAUGAUACUGAAAAUAUUGGUUAAAAGGACAUGGCACUUGAAGGGUUCAGAGAGCAACUAGACUAUUUAAGCUGGGGAGGGAUAUUACGGGAGGGCUGUGAAAGCUACUGAGGCAGAGAGACCAUUUUGCAGACAAAGAAGUAGAGCUUGAUGGAUAUGAAAGAACACAUCUGAGACAUGUUUAGGGGGUAAAAUCAAUGGGAAUGUGUGAGCAACUGAAUUUGAGGGUGUGAGAGAGAAACACGGGACAAUUCUUAGAUUCUGGUUUGAGGGAUAGAGAUGAUGACAAUGACCGAGAUCCCAUCUACUGACUGAGAAGAGAAUUUGCCAAUGAAGCCUGAGAGAGAUCUGUCCUCUAGAGAGAAAUUUAGGGUUAUGAGUAUACAAGCAUGUAAUUGAUGGCAAAGAAUAUGAUUAUGCAUUAAGGGUUUAAAAAAAGGAGAAGAUUAAGAAUGAGAUGAUAAAUUUGGGGAUGUCUGGUCAAUCAAGGAAGAGACAGGACCACAAAAGGCAGUAACACACAAGCCUUUUUGGGUGGUGGUCUUGGACAGAGUUGCAUGAUGGGAAGUCUCUCCCAGCAACAGUGCCUCCAGAGAUAACAGCCCAUCCAGGGGUGCUACAUCCAGAAGGGAGAUAGGACAGGGGACUCUUGGGGAGAAUGGGAAAAUAGAGAGUGGGCUUACUUAUCUAGGUGACAUCCCUCAGUGGCCAAGUGGGGAGACUUGGUUCAGAAAGCUACAAAGGGCAGCAACAAUUUGGUAUCUGUCAUGGCGAUGGGAUUUGUUUCAUCUCUGGUUUACACAUGAUGGGUUCAACUUCUCAGAGUAUGAAAAGUAGAUGGAUUCUAACUGGUUAAAAAUAUACAUAUUAAAAUUAAUUUAAAGCAAUUAGAUGUGUGAGAAUUUGAGUUUGGUGCUGUCUGGCUUUGGGCUAAUCGUCGUAGCCUGCUGUGAAGAAGAAAACAAUAUGGGGGCCACUUUAAGCUAAUACACAUGUGCUAUCUUGGGCCGAUUUAUAUAGUAGGGUCCUGGGAAGGAAAACAGCUAAAGAAGUAGAGAGAGACAGCAGAUCCUGGGAGAGGAGACUGAGGAGCAUCCAGGAAGGGAUGAGUAAAGCCUGCAGUGUGGAGUUCAUGAAGUCAAAGGAAAAGAAGAUUCCAAGAGCAUAGGAUGGUGUAAAGAGUCAAAUGCAACAUAAAGAAUAAAUAUAAUAAAGUCUGAAUUGUGUCCAUGGGCUUUGGUCAUUGGUGUUAUGGGCAGAGGUGGGUAGGUGGGCCAUAUUUGAGGAGCAAAUGAGAGGACAGUAAAUGUUUUUUUUUUUUUUUUGGGAGAAGUUACCAGAAAGAGAAGCAACUACAAAAGCAAUGACAUGGGUGAGGGAGUUACAAUGAAAGAGUGAGCAAUUUUAUUUUUGUUUUCAUUUUAGUCUUGAGCCAAGAAAACGGAGUUGUUGAAUAAACAGGUGUUAUACUUAUAUCAUUGUGUAACAAACCUCCCAAAUUUAGUGGAAUAAGACAACAACUCACUCAUGGAAUUUAUUCUCAUGGAUUGAGUGGGAGAGCACAAUGGUGGUGGCUUGUCGCUGUCACUUGGUGUUUCGGGUGUCAGCUGGGAAAACUCAGUGGGCUAGGCUGACUCAAAGCCUGGGGGCUGAAACAGCUGGGAGAGAGGAUUCACUGCUGAAAUGAGGGAUAUGGAAUUUAGGGAGUAAAUAUGCUAUCAUUUUUACUUAAUUCAGAAGGAAGGAGGAGUCUAUUGAAAAUGGGAUAUGAGGUAGGAGACUAGGGGAGAAAUGUGACAAUUUGGAAUAUCUUCUAAAAGGAGAGACAUUGGAAGUCACUCAAGCCCAAGCAUUUUUGGGUGAUAUUUAAGGUUCAAGGAAAGUUUUGAGUGUGUAGUUUCAAUAAUCUAUGCAAUUGCAUUAUUUUCACCUAUAUGCUAUGCUAGUAGAGAGUGGUAGCCAAGCAAUUUCCUGGGUUCAGAAGAGUCCGAUUAUACCCCAGCCCAUCUUUAGAUAUUUUUCCUCUUUGUAGAUUUAUAUGUAUCUGGAGAAAGAAAAGCAACAGCUAGACUUUAAACAAAGGAAUGAAGAAGGGAUACUUACCUAAGCAAAGUGUUGUGAAAAGGUCUAAUGUUAAGCCUGAGAUUUGGGGAGUGGGGCAAGAUGAACUGUCAGACAUACUUGUCAUAGACGAUACAAGUUUCAGAGGUGGUGUUCACACUUGCCCUUCUCACCAGCUAUUCCUACUCCAUGUCUUUGAGAGGAGAUAUGAAGUGAAUAGUGAUAAAAAUCAAAACAAAUGAUAGUAACAAUGGCAAGCUCUGUUCAUUAUACCAUGUAAUAAAUACAUAAUGUGACACUUUUGUAAAAUAACAUUAUACUUUUGUUGAAUGUCUGAAGGGUGUCUGAUGAGGUGAGAUCUACAGUAAAAUGUUUGGAUAUUUACUAAAUAAUUUUAAGAGUCUAGUCCUCUAUAGUCUUAUUCUGACAGAUUUAAAAAAGAUACUCUCAAUCUGUGGGCUGUGUGACUGAAUGAGAACUUUCUUGAAGUGCAUUCCCAUUUCUAAUCAAGAACAAAUCCAUAAAUAUUACUUAGUUCCUCUACACAAGGAAUAUAUUGAAUUGUUUGCCUACAUACCUGUAUAGUAACAUUUUAAAGAAAAUUUUCACUCCUUUCUGCUAGUUAAGUCCCCAAAACAAUUAAUAAUUCUUAAUUAGUUAAUCCAAUGAAUCCAAUUGAAUUAAGUGAUUGUAUUGACUAUUUGAUUGUACUAACCAAUUUAGUCAAAACUCUUUACCCCCUAUAUUUCAUUGGUUUUAAGAUGAGGACUUUAUUAAAAAAAUAUUUUAGUACUCUCACUUUGAGAUUCUUUUAUAAUCGAUUGUGUGUCAUUGCUUUACUGGAAGCAUUUUCUCUCUUUCUCAGUGGUCCAUAAAAUAAUGCUGCAAUCUAUAUUCUGUGACAUCAUCGAUUCACAUAAAUGCAAUAGGUAAGUUACAGAAAGAAGGAAAAACUGACACCUAAUUAAUGCAUAGACUAUGAACUGAUUCACCAGCAUGGUUCAUAUUAAGUUUUACCCCAGUGAAAUUUUCUUCUUACAAUAUCAUCUACGUUCUAGUUUUCCUAUGUAGUGUUAAUGCCUAUCAAGAUUUAGCUGAGCGAUAAUUUAUGACAAUUUUCCUGUAUCAAGGCCUAAUAGCAUUUUAGAAACUUUAAUUAACUCUUGGAGCAGAAAUUCAUCAAGAGACCAAUAAAGUAGUUACAAUGGAUAAAUUCCAGCAGCAGGUAGAGUGAUACACUUUUAUCUAGGCAGUCAUUGAAUCAUGCAAUUUAAAGGGCCAGACCAUUUUCUGGAUGAUAAAACUAAGGUCUACAGAGAUUUAAUGAGGAAAGCCUAUUCUUCUGUUUAAAUGACAGAACAAAAGACUUGCCCAAGAGAACAUGAGAACAGGUCAUUAAUUUAAUUCUCCUAGUCAUGGUUUAUAGGUCAGAAUGCUAUGAAAUUUCAGAAGGCAAUACACAAAAUGGAAAACUCUCUCCCUAGCGAAGAGGUUUUAUCUAGUUUGAAUUCCAAAUAAGAAAGUAUAAAACUGGCUGUUCAUUUAAGAGUAGAAAAAGAAUUUCUUUAUUUCACACAUAUCUUCUCUUUAAUACAUCUUUUGAGGAAUUCACAUUACUCUUUAACACAUGUGUUCUGAGGAACUCAGAUUAUGUUAUUUGAAACCUUCCAUAAGAUUACAUUAUAUAAGAGGAUCUUAUGUUGCAUUAGGUUAUCAUACUAUCCUGAAUUUUUUUAUUUUACACUUUUUAAAAUUUUAUUUUAUUUUACAUUUUACACUUUGAAAAAGUACUUAGUAAAUGAUACUCCUGGAGAAUUACACAAUUUGCUGCUGUUAGUGAGCAUUUCAAAACUUGUUUUUGCAUUACAGAAUUUGACAUAGAAAAGUCUUUGAGACCAAUGAACUUUCAAAGAAUGGUAUUUAAUAUUAAUAUUUCAAGAAUGCAGCUUUAUGAAUUUGCCUUAUGGGGGACACUUUAUGGCAAUUCAGUUAGAAAGGUAAAAUACAAUGGCCAUGUUUAUUUGGGGCAUUCUUGCAGACAUGACUUUCUUAGCAUUGUUGGGAAAUACAGAAAGGAAAGUGUCUAAUGAGUCCAGAUUGUAUUUUCAGCUCCAAAAUAUUUGCUGACAUGGCACAAAUGUUUACAUGAAAAUGUAUUCUUCAUGGAGAAUUAAAUUAUUACAUUUGUAAUUCUUGGAGCAGAAUAAAAAUAGCCAGUUUGAUGAUCAAAACCUUGGGGCAAACUUGCUUCUCAGAAUGUGACUUGAGGGAAUGGAGUAGACAGGUGAUUAGAAACCUAGAGUUAUUACUCUUUAAAAGAAUUUAAAUUCCUAAAUUAUGCCUUAUAUUUUCAUCCUUAGUUGAAACAAAGAAAAGAAUAAAAGAAAAUAUACUUGCCAUUUUACUCUGUUUAACCAGUAGUAGGAUUUUGUAAAAUGUAUGUUCCCAUCUACUAUUGUAGUUUAUUUAUUACAUGACCACGAUAUUUUAAAUCUUGAUCAUAAUCCCUUUUCAACUAUAUAAAAAUAUGUCUAAUGACAAAUAUUUUAGAAAGAUUUCCUGGAAAAAAAAAACAGAUGUUUACCACACUAUACAAAUAAAUGAGCUAUGACUUAUACUGAACUUUAAAUACUGUUUAUUUUGCCAGAGAAAGAAAACAUAUUUUAACAGUGUAAAGUUUAGGUCAUUCCCUUUGUCUUGGAAUUUUUUUUUUUUUUUGGUUUGAAGACAGAAUGCAAUCAUAGUUGUUAUGUAACAAAACUUUUAUGCAUAUCCUAGGCAGUGUCCUGUAUCUUUAUUAGGAGCACUUUUUAUUUUUUUGGCAGCUUGAUUUGGAAGAAGUUUUAUUCAUCCUCACCAGUAAAUAAUGUGUGUGUGUGUGAGUGUGAGUGAAAUACACAACUUUGGUUUUUCAAAGUGGAAUACAACUAUGUACAACAUCUGAGAUCAGUGUUAUCAGUAGUGAUCCUGAAUCACCGGGCACCAUGAUGGCUUUGCUACCGUCAAUGUACUCUGUGUACAUUCCAUUCUUUUCUUCCUAACGUUCAGUACAAGGGUAGAUUAAGCACCGAGGAAAUGGCAUUGACUUUUUGACCACCAGGGAAAUGUUCCGUUCAGCGUGCUCCCCUAAAAAAAGCAGCUAGGCACUGGGAACAAAACUAACUGCAUUUUCUCAGUGGAAAGAAAGAAGGACAAAGGCCAGGCUAGCUCAUCCGAGAUUUGCUACUUUUGCUUUUUAAGGUCUUCUCUUUGUUCGCUUUUAAAAUGGGGGCAAAAGAAACCAAAAAACAAAAAACUUUUCGGUACUGGUGUGAGAAAUAUACAAAGGUCACCAAAAAAAGCAAGGAACAUAUUAGUAACAUUGUUGCGGUGAAUUUCACAUUUCCUUUUCUCCUAAAUAACACCCCUUUUCAGUCUUGACUUGGGCUGACGCUCCAGCUUUUCAGCCGGGUAGAAGUUCGGCCACAAGAUGGCACUGACCUGCAAACAAAGGAAAACAGUGGCUCUGACUUUCUAAAGCCCUGUGACAUUGUCUUGCUUUCCUGGGAGUCCAGGACUGUGGGGAUGAGUGCUUACUUUCCUUUGCACCGUGCGUCUGUGUUUAACAACGUGUGGAUAUGUUUAAUUUCUCUUCCUUCCAGAAUUCCUAGGCAACGCACCCCCGAAGUGUAUACCCAGGCUGAGGUGUUUGUGGGGGGAGCAGCAGGCGCUACUCGCGGGGCGCCGUCACGUGAUCCGGGGAUGAGGUGGAGUUCGGCUUUAAGGGGGCGUCUCUUCCUAUCUUCAUCAAUCUUUAGGAUUUGAGCAGGAGAAAUACCAGCGGAUCUUUUCUCCCGGCUCUAUCCCUUCCAUUACCAUUCUUCCCGCUUUAAUAAACGGGCGAAAACGACGAAUCCAACAGAGGAUCGUUCAGAUUUGCCAUGCUUACCUGGGUCCUACGAAAAAAGCAUAUCUCACUAGGUGGCCCCCAGGAAGGGGGAAAUGGAAAGCUUGCUUGUCACUACCUGGACAGAGAAACAGUAUCUGUCAGUCCCAAGACUCUAGAAUGCUUUCCUGGUAAAGAGAGCAGAAAGCUGUCCAGCCCAGUACCCCACCUAUGACUAAAGACUAAGUGCUUUUCGGUAGUAACAGCACUAAGAACAGCAAGCAGUGAAAGACCAGCAUUCCAAUUGGAAAGGAUAAGGAAAUUUCCCUUUGGAAGGGGGCCAAUUUUCCAUCUGAUGAUAUUGUUCAGUUCAGGGGAAUGAAGAAUUCAGAAUAAUAUUCAUAAAUGGAUUGCAGUAUGAAGAAUAAGAAUAAGCUGAAUAUUUGAUCUGCUUUGAAGAAACAUAUUUUGCAUUUGUCUAGAAUAAUCUGUAACAACCAAACCAAUCAAAAUGAAUUCAACAUUAAUGUCCCAGGUUGAAAAUCAUUCAAUCCUAUGUAAUUUUUCAGAGAAUUCCCAGUUUUUGGCUUUUGAAAGUGACGAUUGCCAUCUGCCCUUGGCCAUGAUAUUUACAUUAGCUCUUGCUUAUGGAGCUGUAAUAAUUCUUGGAGUCUCUGGAAACCUGGCGUUGAUCAUAAUCAUCUUGAAACAAAAGGAGAUGAGAAAUGUUACCAAUAUCCUGAUAGUGAACCUUUCCUUCUCAGACUUGCUUGUUGCCAUCAUGUGUCUCCCCUUCACAUUUGUCUACACAUUAAUGGACCACUGGGUUUUUGGUGAGGCAAUGUGCAAAUUGAAUCCUUUUGUGCAAUGUGUUUCAAUCACUGUGUCCAUUUUCUCUCUGGUUCUCAUCGCCGUGGAGCGACAUCAGCUAAUAAUCAACCCACGAGGGUGGAGACCAAAUAACAGACAUGCUUACGUAGGUAUUGCCAUCAUUUGGGUCCUUGCUGUGGUUUCUUCUCUACCUUUUCUCAUCUAUCAAGUACUGACCGAUGAACCGUUCCAGAACGUGACACUUGAUGCGUUCAAGGACAAGUACGUGUGCUUUGAUAAAUUUCCAUCGGACUCUCAUAGGUUGUCUUACACAACUCUCCUCUUGAUGCUGCAGUAUUUUGGCCCACUCUGUUUUAUAUUUAUUUGCUACUUCAAGAUAUAUAUACGCUUAAAAAGGAGAAACAAUAUGAUGGACAAGAUGAGAGACAAUAAGUACAGGUCCAGUGAAACCAAAAGAAUCAACAUCAUGCUGUUGUCCAUUGUGGUAGCAUUUGCUGUCUGCUGGCUGCCUCUUACCAUCUUUAACACUGUGUUUGAUUGGAAUCAUCAGAUCAUUGCUACGUGCAACCAUAAUCUACUAUUCUUGCUCUGCCAUCUCACAGCAAUGAUAUCCACUUGUGUCAACCCCAUAUUUUAUGGAUUUCUCAACAAAAAUUUCCAGAGAGACUUACAGUUCUUCUUUAACUUUUGUGAUUUCCGGUCCCGGGAUGAUGACUAUGAGACAAUAGCCAUGUCUACCAUGCACACAGAUGUUUCUAAGACUUCUUUGAAACAAGCAAGCCCAGUCGCAUUUAAGAAAAUCAACAAUGAUGAUAAUGAAAAAAUCUGAAACUGCUCUAGCGUAUGGCCCCAGAUGACACCUGUUUAAAAACAAGCACAACCCACAACAAUACUUUUAUUCCCCCAAGGAGUGAGGUUGUAAUCAUUUAAGAAAGACCAAGAUUUGUUUGUCUUGCUUUUUACCGCUUUAAUUGUAACUGUCAUAAUUAAAUUCGGACAAAAUGUAUGGACUUCGGAAUUUUCUGACAUUAGUUUGACCAGACAUCCUUGAAGUGCUUUUUGUAAACGUAUGCAUAUAAUACAAAGACUUAUAUUUGACUUGUUGGAAUAAAAUUGCUUUAAAGGACUACUACUGACUGACUUUAGAAGCACGGUAUCUGAUACGCAUUAGAUUGGGCUAUCCCUAUUUGAUUAGGUUACACGGUCAAUAGAUUGGGCAAUCCUGAUGUAACGAUAGACAUUUCAGUCUGUUACAGAGGUGACAGCAAAAGCAGCAUUCGCGAUGUGGAGCUGAGUCUCUGUCUUACAUACCUACAGUCUGAAGUCAUUGAAGAGUGAUUUGCAUUUUUUUUUAAAUUUAAGACAGGAUUUAAUUUGCUCCUGAUUUAUCACUUAAGAUAAAAAUGCAUAAAAAUACUUCUCAGCUGUGAAUAUCAUGGGGAAUUGGGCCACCCACAAGAAUUAAGUGGGAAAGCAGUUCUCUAACUUCAAAACUAUUUUGGUACCUGACAACCAAAGGGUUUCAGAGCAAUUAAUUUAACAAGCAAACUAGUAGUGCAGCAAAUAGUUGAAUUAUAUUCAUCUGAAUUGUUGGGUCAAGAGGCUUUCCAUUCUUCACAAAGUGUUCAGUGUUUGUCCAGUUUUCUAGCCUAAAUACAUAUGUGGCUUAAAGGUAUUUCCAGCUUUCGAUAUGUAAAAACACAGAGUGUAUUUUCCAUACAUCAGUGCCUAUAUAGUAACUCAUUUUUAACUUUUUCAAUGUCUGUUUUUCAAAGGAGGACACCAAAGUGUAAUGUUAAAAGAAUGUUCACCCUGGCUGGCAGGGAUAAAUACCUGAAAACUGAGAACACUUCAUAUAGCCCAUUUUAACUUGUAUAAACUGUGUGCCUUGUGUAGUUUUGUAAAUAAUGUACUGUCUAGAGUACUAAGUGGUUGUGUUAUAUUAAUAUACUUAAUUUCAUGCAUCCUGUAUUCAUGAUUGAGCCUCAGAGUCAUUUGGAGAGAAGAUAUUUUAAAGAACAAGAUACAACUUCAGUGUAUUAUAAACGUAUUAAAUGUGUUUGAUUUUAGAAGGCA